Molecule: messenger RNA, 2253 nt
Organism: Paramisgurnus dabryanus
Lineage: Eukaryota; Metazoa; Chordata; Actinopteri; Cypriniformes; Cobitidae
Gene: drc1
Product: dynein regulatory complex subunit 1 homolog (Chlamydomonas)
Biological process (GO): cilium-dependent cell motility; regulation of cilium movement; axonemal dynein complex assembly
Cellular component (GO): axonemal dynein complex; axoneme
Source: RefSeq, a predicted model, not a curated record
ACAACGCACGCGCUUAGUUUUGCUACUUUCUUUCUGGUGUUGUUUUUCUCUUUCUACUGUACUUAUUAACGCAAGUCAAAAUGAACGAACCCGAUUCGUUUCCAGUGGAUGAUGCAGAUGAAUCUGGACCAUCUGUUGAGCCUGAAAACCAGGAGGAGAGAAUAAAAGCCCGCCGUCUGCGCAUAACCGCACGGAAUGAGGCCAAAAAACGACAAGAGCUUGGAGGAGAUUCCCAGGAAAAAGAGGUAAUCAAAGAGGAAACACGGACAAGUCUCAAGGAGGUGGAGAUAUGUGAAAAGCACCUGGCAAAAUUGCAAAGUGAUGGCUUGGAGCUGGUGACCAGCAUUCGUGUAGCUGCAGAUGCCAGAGAAUCGAACAGGAGAACAGAGCAAGAGGAGGCAGAUCGGCUGAGGAGAGAAAAGCUGGAAAGCAAGGCCAAGUCCAGCUUGGAGAAGUUUGAGGAGAUCACUUACAAGUGGACGGAUGCCAAAAUGAAACAGACACCACUAAAUCUGAGAGAUGCUUUAAAGAACCAGCAGCACCUCUGCAACCAGAUUAUACAUGAGAAGAAUGAAUUGAUCAGUGAUCUACAGCAGGAGCUGAAAGCCAGCGAUGAUCGAUAUGUCAAAGACUUAAAAAAGCAGACUAAGGACAUAGACCUGCUGAUCGAGAGGAUGGAAGAACAGAUCACAAGUUUAAAAAAAGCAUACAGGGAGAAGCUGCACCAGAUUGAGAACGCUUUUGGUGAUGAGAGGAGUACUUUGCUAACCAAAAACAGAAAAAAAUGGGAACAACAAAUGAAGGAACGUCGCGAUAAAGAGCUGAAGAACAUGAUCCAGAGUUUAGGCCUCAUGGAGGAACACGAGGACCUGCUGCAGAAGCUGAGGGUCCAAAUAGGUGAAGAAUGCAACAUAGAGAAAAUUAAACUGGAUACAGAAGUACAGAAUUUAAGGAAAAGGGUACAGGAGGUGAAGUUCAGUUGCCAUCUGAAUCAGGAGAAACUUGAUAACAAAUUCAGAACUCUAAAGAGACGAGAAGAGGAAAAUGCAAUCUUAAAAUCCCAACUAAAGAGAAAACUCAUUAGAAUGCAAGAUGUUCUCAACAACCUAAAGUCUAAAUGUGCAGACCAUGAAAAGGAGUUAAAACUGGAGAAACAAUCACUGAGCAGGGACUACGCACGCCUCAACCAACAAUACAAAGACAUGCAGAAGAAAGCAAGACACUUUGGAGCGCUGGAUAUGCAGCGCUAUGAAAAUAUAUGGCUGAUGAAUGAAGCGGAGGUUAAGGCCCUGGCACACAAGGCACUAGAGGUGGACAGACUGAUUCAUGAGCAACAGCUGGGUCUUGCCUGGGAAUCGCCUCCGCUUUCUUUCAUGGACCGAUCUGGCCCAUUUGGAGGCGAAGAGCAAGUCCUCCGAACCGCUGGACAGGCAGCUGCAGAGGCCCUCAAGGAGGAGCCACAGGAGGAGGAAUCAGGAAAUAUAGUAGAAGGAUCUGAGUAUCUCCAAAGCACUGAAGAUAGAGUUACUAGGACAACAAUGAAGAGAAUCCUAGAGAUGCUAUGUGAUGAGACGGGCUUUCUUGUAGAUAGUAAACUGCUUAAGCUGCUGUCCCUUCUGGAGAAGAAUGAGCAGUCCCUUAUAAAGCUGGAUGCUAUUUUCUCAGUAAUGGGGAUUGAGAGUGAGGAGGAUGUGUACAGAAUGACAAAGUUCUUUAUGAAGUACAGACAGCAGAACGGAGAACAGAGGGAUCAGAUGGAGGAAGAGGAGGAUGACGGUGAUCAGGCCCAAUCAGUGGAAGAGCCCCGUGACCUCAUCCAUCCAAAUGAAGUACUAGUGGCUCUGAAAGAUUUUACUGCCCAAUACUGCAGACCCCGUAAGGGUCUGGCCUCACAUCAGAACAGUGCUUUGGAGUUGAAUAUGAGAGAUGACAUUGAAGAUGCUGCAUAUUGGGAAAGCCUGGCUAAUGUCAUUCCAGAGUCCAAACUCAAGCUGUGGGCUGCACUGGAUACAGCUCUCAACAAGUACCAUACCGUACUAGCUGAACGGUCUGAGCUCCUAGUAGAAACACAGAGUAUUAAGCAACAGAAUACCGAGCUUAGGCAUUUACUCCACCAAUACACAACCUCCAAGGUCAGUGCUGAGCUGGAGACCCACCCACCCAGAUGAGACAGUUUCUUGGGAAUUAAUAAUCUCUUUAAUCAUUUUGAAGAAGAAAAAAUCUAUAACUGUAAUCUAUAUUAACGAAAACUAC